UAAUAUUGUGAAAUACCUUAUAGUAGGUUCCGGAAGAGUACCUUACCUGGAAAGUAAAAAAUAAAGCAACCAGAGUUCUCAUGACAAGGAGCUAACGUACUUACAUAUAUAGAGAAUUCACUUAAUUUCACAAUAAGAAACGGGGCCUACUCGGGUAUAUCAACGGAUCGGGAUUAUUAUAUAACCAAUUUAAAAUGGCUGCAAGUCUAACAAUCAACGGCACCAGACAUGACGUUAAUCUGGCCAACUUGCCAGCAGAUAUAACUCUAAAUACAUUCAUACGUGAACAUGCCGGUCUUACCGGUACCAAGUUCAUGUGUCAAGAAGGCGGUUGCGGAGUUUGUGUUUGCACUUUGACUGGCAUUCAUCCUGCAACCAAAGAAGUUCGCACUUGGUCUGUCAAUUCGUGUCUUACCUUGUUGAACUCCUGUCUGGGUCUUGAGGUAACCACUUCAGAGGGUCUGGGCAAUAAGCGAGUGGGCUAUCAUGCCAUUCAAGAUCGCCUGGCCAAAAUGAAUGGCACUCAGUGUGGUUAUUGUUCACCUGGCUUUGUGAUGAACAUGUACGGACUUCUAAAGGCCAACAACGGUCGUGUGACCAUGGAGGAAGUGGAGAAUUCAUUCGGUGGCAACAUAUGCCGUUGCACUGGCUAUCGUCCAAUUUUGGACGCCUUGAAGUCGUUUGCUGUGGACAGUAACAUUGAAGUUCCAGCUGAAUGCGUUGAUAUCGAGGAUCUGAGUUCCAAAAAGUGCCCCAAGACGGGAGAACUGUGCGGUGGAACCUGCAAGAAACAGCAACCAACCAAGGGUAGUCAGAUCUUCUUUGAUGGCAAUCGCUGGAAUUGGCCUCAGACUUUCGGAGAACUAUUUGAGGCUCUGCAAGGAACCGUCAAAGAAAAUCUACCCUACAUGCUGGUAGCUGGCAAUACCGCUCAUGGUGUCUACCGACGUAAGACAGAGAUAAAGACAUUUAUUGAUAUUGGUGGAUUGCCCGAACUGAAGGCCCACAAAGUGGAAAAUGGUUUCCUAACACUGGGUGGUAAUCUCAGUCUUACCGAAACCAUGGACAUUUGUCGAUCAUUAGAGAAAACUUCAGGUUUUGAGUAUCUGGCUCAGGUGUGGCAACAUAUUGAUUGGAUUGCUAAUGUGCCAGUCCGCAAUGCUGGCACCUUGGCAGGCAAUUUGUCUAUGAAACAUGCCCACCCAGAGUUUCCCUCAGACAUUUUCAUUGUUCUGGAGGCUUUGGAUGCCCAGAUAAUUGUUCAGGAUGGACCGGAGACACAGCAAACUCUUAGCUUGGCAAACUAUUUGAAAUUGUCCAUGGAGGGCAAAAUUAUACGAGGAAUUGUUUUGGCAAAUUAUCCCAAGGAGACUUACCUCUUUGACUCAUAUAAGAUUAUGCCCCGUGCUCAGAAUGCUCAUGCCUAUGUCAAUGCUGCAUUCCUUGUCCACUUGAAUUCGACGAAUACCGUUAAGAAUGCUCGCAUUUGCUUUGGCGGAAUUCAUCCGAAAUUUGUUCAUGCCACUGCAAUUGAACAAUUACUUCAAGGUCGCAAUCUAUAUGAGAGCGGACUUUUGGAGAAGGCAUUUGGCCAGUUGACAACAUUGCUGGAACCCGAUGAGGUUCUACCUGACGCCUCUCCAGCCUAUCGUCGGAAAUUAGCUUGCGGAUUGUUUUACAAAUUUCUUCUGAAAACCGCCAAUGCGAGACAACAGAAGGUGUCGAGUCAAUUCGCCACCGGUGGUUCUCUACUCAAACGCCCUGUAUCGAGUGGCAAGCAGAACUUUGAGACUUUCGAGCGGAAUUAUCCAAUCAAUAAGCCAACAGAGAAGCACGAGGGUCAUAUUCAGUGCUCGGGUGAAGCUACAUAUGCCAACGACUUGCCCACACAACACAAUCAAGUGUGGGCGGCGUUUGUGCCAGCUAAGCGAGUGGGGGCCAAGGUCGUGAGUGUGGAUACAUCAGCUGCACUGGCUUUGCCUGGAGUGGUGGCCUAUCUGGAUGCUAAGGAUAUACCAGGACCCAAUAGCCUGGGACCCAAGACAAAGGAUGACUUCUUCUUCUCCGAUGAUGAGGAACUUUUUGCCACCGGAACCAUUAAAUUCUAUGGACAGGCAAUAGGCAUAAUUGUUGCCGAUUCGAACGCUUUGGCCAAUCGCGCUGUUGAUCUGAUUAAAAUAACCUAUGAGGGAGGAGCCGAUGAGAUCCUGCCGAGUCUGAAAGAUGUCUUGGAAAAGGAUGGAGCCCAAUCCAAUGACCGCAUUAAACAGAAGGUUAAAUCAGUGCUGGAGAAAUUGGAACUAGAAGAGCCCUAUGCGAUCAGUGCCUCCGGCCAGCUGGAUAUGGGUCUGCAGUAUCAUUUCUAUAUGGAACCACAGACCACUGUUGCCUUGCCAUUCGAGGGUGGACUACAGGUUUACACGGCCACACAAUGGAUGGACUUGACUCAGGAUGUUAUUGCCAAUGUCCUCAAGUUGCGGGCCAAUGAAGUGCAGGUCAAGACGCGCCGCAUUGGCGGUGGUUACGGUGGCAAGGCCACUCGCUGCAAUCUGGCAGCUUUAGCUGCUUCGGUGGCUGCUUUUAAGCUGAAUCGUCCUGUGCGCUUUGUCCAAUCCCUGGAGUCAAUUAUGACAUCCAUAGGCAAACGUUGGGCUUUCCAUUGCGAUUACGAUUUCUAUGUCCAGAAGACAGGUAAAAUUGUUGGCAUACGCAGUCGUUUCUAUGAGGAUGCUGGUUAUCUAUCGAAUGAAUCACCCAUUGGGCACACUGUGCUUCUGUCCAAGAAUUGCUAUGAAUUCAGCGACAAUUAUAAACUUGAUGGCUACUUGGUUCUGACUGACUCCCCAUCCAACACACCGUGUCGUGCUCCUGGCUCGGUUGAAGGUAUUGCCAUGAUUGAGAAUAUCAUUGAGCAUAUCGCCUUUGAGACAGGCGAAGAUCCGGCCGAUGUGCGAUAUGCUAAUUUGUUGCCUGCCCAUAAAAUGGGUGAAAUGAUGCCCAGAUUCUUGGAAAGUACCAAAUAUAAAGAGCGUCGUUCGGCAAUUAUUGAACACAAUAAGGAAAAUCGCUGGCACAAACGCGGAUUGGGUCUUUGUAUCAUGGAAUAUCAAAUUGGUUACUUUGGUCAAUAUCCCGCCACUGUGGCGAUAUAUCAUGCUGAUGGCACAGUGGUGGUCAGUCAUGGAGGCAUAGAAAUGGGUCAAGGUAUGAAUACCAAGAUUUCCCAGGUGGUGGCCCAUACCUUGGGUAUUCCCAUGCAAAUGGUCCGCAUAGAGGCCAGUGAUACCAUCAAUGGAGCCAAUUCUAUGGUCACUGGUGGCGCUGUGGGCAGUGAAACUUUGUGCUUUGCUGUUCGCAAAGCCUGUGAAACACUCAACGCCCGCCUCGCUCCCGUCAAGGAGGAAAUCAAACCCAACGAUUGGCAUCAGCUGAUUAAUGAGGCCUAUAAUCGCAAGAUUAAUAUGAUUGCCAGUGAUCAGUGUAAGCAAGGCGACAUGGAACCAUAUUCCGUAUGUGGAUUGUGCUUGACUGAAGUAGAAUUGGACGUUCUUACUGGCAACUACUUGAUUAAUCGAGUGGAUAUCCUUGAGGACACCGGAGAGAGUUUGAAUCCAAAUGUGGAUAUUGGUCAGAUUGAGGGGGCCUUCAUAAUGGGCUUAGGCUACUGGACCAGCGAACAGGUUGUGACCGACAAGAAGACAGGCGAGUGCCUGACAAAUCGCACCUGGACGUAUAAGCCGCCCGGUGCAAAGGAUAUCCCUGUUGAUCUGCGUAUUGAACUUCUGCCCAAGAGUCCCAACAAGGCGGGCUUUAUGAGGUCAAAGGCCACUGGUGAACCCGCCAUCUGUUUAUCCAUAGCUGUGGGCUUUGCCCUCCAGCACGCUUUGCAAUCGGCUCGCGAUGAUGCCGGCAUACCCAAGUCCUGGGUGACGCUUAAUGCCCCCAUGACACCCGAACUAUUGGUUCUCCAUGCCGGCUCCCAGCCCGCCAGCCAAUUCAAGCUGAACUAAGUGCGCUCAAGAUGCGACAUGGCCACCAGCCAAGAAACAGCGUGAGAGACGGCACGUGGCUGACCAGCUAGAGGCAUACAUACAGACUACAUAGAUGGGCACUCCCAGAUAACCUAUAUUGUUUUACGCACAAUAAAUUAAAAACUUAUCCAAACGCAAA
Drosophila willistoni is the source of this 4170-nucleotide messenger RNA. It is a transcript of the gene AOX1, whose product is annotated as indole-3-acetaldehyde oxidase. Bases 195 to 4010 code for a protein of 1271 amino acids. The record is from RefSeq and is a predicted model, not a curated record. NCBI's taxonomy places the organism in Eukaryota, Metazoa, Arthropoda, Insecta, Diptera, Drosophilidae. The transcript is spliced from 6 exons. Gene Ontology annotation, molecular function: oxidoreductase activity; iron ion binding; 2 iron, 2 sulfur cluster binding.